CAGAGAUAUGUGUCGAAGGCGCGAGUAUAUCUUGUGUUGUGGUUGUGUGUAACUGCAACUCGUAUAUUCGACUAUAUUACACUACAUUUUACUUUUAUAACGGUAUAAUUCUGUAGGAGUACCAAAAAAUAAUCCUAUAUAGACAUCUUCGACGUAUCGACAAAUCGUGUCACUCGCCGAGGUUUCAAGAUUCAAGCUUCGCUAGUAAAUGAGACGACCAAAGUGACAGUAGUACACAACAAAGAGAUGUCACUUUUCCGUGUAUUACCGUAUAUGCGACUUUUUCGAUCACUGAUCACGUCUGUAUAGCCGCAGUAAUAUUUACUUGAACACACGUCUCCUUAAAGAAAUCAACUCUGUUACAUCUUGUUCAUACGAUUCCAAACGAUAUAUUCAUCUCAUAAUCGUUCAAUGAUUAUAGACUGCAUCGAAGGAAGGUUAAGUUUCAAAACCGGGACGUGACACACGCUCAUAUAUGUGUCAUUAAGAAUGAUUACUACCUAUAUUAUAAAGCAAACCAGUCAAGUAAAAGAACGAUGACGAUUUGAUUUUCGAACGAUGUUUACUAUAUUGACGCGUAGCGAUAAUACUGAAAAGAGUGCUGAUGUACGAUAGAAGUGCAUCGUUCACAGCCACAGCAACAACAGCAGCAGCAAUAAUAGACAUUGGUCGGUUCAAAUCGAUUCGCACAAUGGUAGAGGAUAAAAAAUAUGAAAUUGACAGCCGUAUCGAGUGCGAUGGGCAUCGGGGCACGGUAAAAUAUGUCGGUCCCGUCGGUGAAACGAAAGGUUUGUGGCUCGGAAUAGAUUGGGACGAUCCGACUCGUGGCAAACACGAUGGUACACAUGAGGGAGUAACGUAUUUCAAAACUAGGCAUCCUACAUCAGGUUCCUUUAUACGCCCAGGUAAAGCAAAAUUUGGAAUAUCUUGUACCGAAGCUAUUAAAAUUCGAUAUGGCCUGAUCAAUGAUGACAAUGACUUGGCCGGCAUGGAUAAAGAUACUCUGGCAAGCUUGCAAAAAGAGAUGAAUGCCCCUUUCGUGGAAGUCGUUGGGUUUUCCAAAGUAAACAGAAAGCAAAGCAAGUUCGAUCAAUUAAAAAUAGUAUGGUUAAGAGAACAAUACGUCAGUACUGCCAGUAAACUGCCAGGCGAACUGGAAGAGUUGUGCCCAAAUUUGGAAGAGUUGGACAUAUCGAAAAAUUUAAUGAAUAGCUGGCAAAUCAUAGCGGACAUCUGUCGCCAGCUUCACCGUCUCAUUCGUCUCAACGUGAGCGAGAAUUAUUUACCAAUCGAAGAGAACAUGGAAACACUAAAAGAUUCAUUUUCUACCGUCGAACAUUUAAACAUGGCUAAAAUGAAUUACAAUUGGUUUGACAUACAACAGUGCGUAAGAAUGUUUCCAUCCCUUCGAGAAAUUUCAGUCUCUUUCAACAUCGUCAGCAGCAUCAUGCUGCAGCAGAAUCCGCUGAAAGCCGAUGACAAUUUAAUGAAAAUAUGCAGACUGACCCUCGAAGGGAACUUGAUACACAGUUGGGACGAAAUUCUUAAAUUGGGCUGUCUUCCAUGCUUGGAAUAUCUUAAUUUGAAUUCGAAUAAAAUAGACAAAAUUAGAUUUCCAACCGAUGAACCAACCGCAAAGACGUCAGUCUUUCCCAGUUUGCGACAAUUACACAUGUCACAAAAUAACGUAUCGGAGUGGCGGUCCGUAUCGGAAUUGGAAAAACUCGAUCGUUUGGAGGACUUGAGGUUUAGGGAAAAUCCAGUUACGCAGACCACGGAAAAUUUGGAAACUGCUCGUCAGUUGAUAAUAGCAAGAAUCUCGAAAUUGAAAUCGUUGAACGGUACCGAGAUCUUGAACGAUGAAAGACGAGGCGCCGAAUUCGAUUAUUUGAAAUUGUAUUUGGCGAAAUGGACUGAAACCGAGAAUGAUCCCGAAAAAAGAAAUCAAUUUACGAUCGAACAUCCUCGAUAUCACGCAUUAGUUGAAAAGUACGGAAUUUCCAAUAUUCCUUUGUCGCAAACAAAAGUCGAGAUGAUAUCCAACGUAAUAACAGUGGAGUUCGUAUGCCCGGAUGAUCCGAAUGCUGCUGCUGUGGCCAGCGGCAGAGGAGUCAAAAGAAAACUUUUAAAAGAUAUGGAAGUUCAAAAAGUUAUCGGACUCGCACAACGGUUAUUCAGAACCGGAGGAAAAAUACCGAGACUCUCGUUCAUACAACGAAACCUUUCCAAGAAAGAGAUACCUUUGGAUAAACCGCUUCAGGAACUCAGCUAUUACUCGAUACAAGAUGGAGACCAAGUGAUCGUGAGAUGGUGAUAUCAAACGAAAAGAAUCCAUAAAGAUGAUGGUAUUUUAUACAUCGUUAAACCAUCAUCGUUUCACCACUGUACUCGGUCAUUAAAGUUUUUUAACGGCA
This is a messenger RNA of Ceratina calcarata, 2414 nucleotides long. Its product is annotated as Tubulin-binding cofactor E. Lineage: Eukaryota; Metazoa; Arthropoda; Insecta; Hymenoptera; Apidae. The transcript is spliced from 7 exons. The record is from RefSeq and is a predicted model, not a curated record. The coding region runs from base 605 to 2314 and encodes 569 amino acids.